UAAAUAAACUAUUGGGCCAGAUGGAGAUGGAGAUGGAGAUGGAGAUGGAGAUGGAGAUGGAGAAAGAGAGUACUCUCCUAGCUAUAUAUCAACACAUUAAAGUGUAGGCCAAUCUAAAAUUAGAAAAGAAGAUUACUUCUUAAAAGUCAAGUGCUUAGCUUCGGCUUCAAGAGGAAGAACAAAUUUCUCAUCAUGGAAGCAUUGGCAUCUCCAUUCUAUUCAGAUAUGGGAAUGGAUCACAGCUUCCUCAAACAGUGGGAGUUGACCUCAUUGGCUCAUGAGUUCAAUGCAGAAGAGCAUUUAGGAGUCGCACUUCGACACGACUUGGAACGAUGCCCCUCUUCGGAAAGCCACAGCUCCUAUGCGUCAGUCAGACCACCCAAGAAGAUAGCCAAAACCAACAGCUGGAGUUCUUGCACCACCACUGAGCUCAACUCUGUUCCGCCGACGGAUGCAUCGGCAUCAGGGCCAAAGAUCCUAUCUUUCGAUAAUCCGGACUGUGCUUUCCGCGGCGGUCUUGUUUCCAAGCCCAAAGAAGAGAUGGAUGUGCCGGUUGCCAGGGGACCAAAGAGAGGAAGAACAACUUCUCAUAACCAGGAGCACAUCAUGGCUGAGAGGAAGAGGAGGGAGAAGCUCAGCCAGCGGUUCAUCGCCCUAUCCGCCAUUGUUCCAGGCCUAAAGAAGAAGGACAAGGCAUCCGUUCUUGGGGACGGCAUCAAGUACCUGAAGCAGCUCCAGGAGAAGGUGCAGUCAUUGGAAGACCAAAUUGCGAAGAGGAAUGUCGAGUCCGCAGUGCUUGUGAGGAAUUCUCAGCUGUCUAGCGACGACGAUAGCUCAUCCUGCGACGAGAAUUGCAAUGAGGGCCAUGGCGAGUCCCUUCCGGAGAUUGAAGCCAGGGUUUGUGAUAAGUCCGUUUUGAUCAAGAUUCACUGCGAGAACAAGAAAGGAGCGUUGGUGAGAGUGAUAUCAGAGAUCGAGAAGCUCCGCCUCUCGGUGAUGAGCACGAGUGUGAUGACCUUCACCGGAGCUUCUCUCCACAUCACUGUAAUGACUCAGAUGGAAGAGGAAUUCUGCAUCACAGCCAAAGAUUUGGUGAAGAAGUUGAACUCGGCUUUCCGGCAAUUCAUGUGAGGUAAGUGAAUAAGCAUCUAGCUAUCUGGCCACCAUUUUCACUGGUUUUCGCUGCAUGUUUUUGCCCCUAUUGUCUUAGUCUUCAGAUUAAGCUACUUCCUCCUCUCUUAAUUUUCUUUUUGCAUGGUUAAGCUACUGAUCAUGUUUUUUAGAAGAAGAGAGAAGAAUGGAGUAUUCAUUUGUCUUCUUUUAAUAGUAUUUUUGAGGACGUCAAUUGAGUUUUCUUAACCUUUCUUAUCUUCCCCUCCUUAAAGCCUCUCUCUGGUUCAAAUUAAGUCAAUGAAGCUUGACCUGCAGAGACAAAUGGUGGCCUUCAGAAGACUGUAAUGAUCCUUCUUUAGGGCCAAAUGAAUAAUUCUCAAUUGUAUCAUUUUUUUUGGUAACUGCAAUCAUCUUGUGAACACUUGAAGUUU
Zingiber officinale is the source of this 1544-nucleotide messenger RNA. RefSeq names its product transcription factor bHLH25-like. Bases 193 to 1131 code for a protein of 312 amino acids. The transcript has 5 exons. Lineage: Eukaryota; Viridiplantae; Streptophyta; Magnoliopsida; Zingiberales; Zingiberaceae. The record is from RefSeq and is a predicted model, not a curated record. Gene Ontology annotation, molecular function: protein dimerization activity.